GGCGGUGCAGUAGCAGCAGUGGCAGCAGCACUGCGGGUGUGCUCGGUGUGCGGCAAGAUGGGUUUCCGACGAACGUACGAUCUGCAACGGCAUAUGCUCUCUCAUGCAGCAGUGCGACCCUUCCAGUGCCCUCAUUGUCCUUACAGAGCAGCUCUCAAGUACAACCUUGAUGCUCACAUUCGACUCAAACAUCCAGAAGAAGCCCAGUCCGUACAAAGGAAUAGAGAUCCAGGAUUUACAAGUGGAAAUUUGACAGGAUCUGUAGCUCAGGGAGCAUUACAACAACAAUCCUGUGAAACGUCUGAUAAUGGAAACAGCUUUAUUCAAGUUGAAUGAGAUUAAAGAAAAUAAUGAUUUUAUGAAGAAUAUAUACCAGGUUUACAAGGAACGGAGUUGGGAAAGCGAGCUGUCAUGACAAGUAUCGGAGGAGGAGGUGGCAGCGCACUCAGGACAUCUUUCGUCUGUGCAGUUUGUGAAAAGAUCUUCAAUCACAAGGGCAACUUCAUGAAGCACUAUAGAACACAUACUGGAGAGAAGCCAUUCCAGUGCCCCAAAUGCCCCUAUAAAGCUACACAAAAAGCUCAUUUAACUACCCACAUGUUGGGAAGACAUGGAGAACUCCUCCAUGGCUAGUUUUGCAAGUACAAGGGUUGGUUACCACACUACUCACAAAGCCAGAUAUAAAGAAAUCUGGCCAAGAUACUCCUGUCUGUCAGUGGCAGUAAGCAAGUCAGUAUUAUAUGUAAUUUAUUUAACCAUUUGUAUCAGUGUUCUUUUGUUAUUGUUUUACUGAAUAUGUACUGCUUAUCAGUGUUUGAUAGUUAUGUGUAAAUUUUGAUCAUUAUGAUUUAUGAAUAAAGAUGUUAAGAAUU
Messenger RNA from Penaeus vannamei (Pacific white shrimp), 872 nucleotides. The record is from RefSeq and is a predicted model, not a curated record. NCBI's taxonomy places the organism in Eukaryota, Metazoa, Arthropoda, Malacostraca, Decapoda, Penaeidae.